CGUGUCACCUUGCCGUUAGAUUCCCCUUCAUGGCUGUCGCGGGAGCCAACCGGCCCCCAAAGUCCAAAACCGUCCCACACAUCCGCAAGUAAGAACUACACAGCUGAUACCACUGUUUGGUACCAGCGGUUUUCGAUUCGACCCCAACAGCGACCAAGUCAUCACCAUGGUCGACGACAAGGCGCACCAGCGCGUGCGAUCCAAGCUCCUGCCGGCCUAUCAGGGCAAGGGCAUCACCAACCAGGAGCAGGUCAUCGACGGGCAAAUUGCCAAGUUCGUGGGGCUGAUCGAAAAGAAGUACGUCUCGACGACAACGCGCGGGGCCGGCGGGAAGACGACGAAGCCGUUCGAUAUGGGCAAGGAGUUCUCGUAUUUCACGCAGGACGCCAUCUCCGCGGUCGAGUUCGGCAAGCCGUUUGGGUAUAUGGACGAGGAUGACGACUUCUAUGGCGCCAUUGCCGCCAUGGAGGGCAUGCUCCUGCCGUGUGCCCUCAUGGGCCUGCUGCAGCCGCUACUGUGGCUGGUCACGUCGCCGCUGGCCAAGCCGUUCAUGCCCCGGAAGACGGACAGACACGGCGUCGGGAGGCUGCUGGGGGUCAUUGACGGGCGCGUGAGCGAGAGGUAUGGGGAGAAGAAGGUUAGGAACAUGGACGUGCUGCAGGUUCUGGUGGACACGGGCUUGCCCAGGGAGGAGGUCGAGGCCGAGGCGCUGGUGCACUUGUUGGCUGGCACCGAUACGACGGCCGGGGCGCUGAGGAACACCGUCUUUUUCCUCUCGACGAACCCUGGGGCCUAUCGAAGGCUGCAGGAUGAGAUUGACAACGUCGCGGGGCGGGUGACGCGGCCGGUCAUUGCCGACGCGGAGGCCAGGGAGUUGAAGUUCCUACAGGCCUGUCUCAAGGAGUCGCUCAGGAUGUGGCCACCCAUCUCGGGUUUGCAGGCUAAGACGUCAGACACGGACGACGUUAUAUGCGGCCUGAACGUGCCCGCGGGCACAAACAUCGGGUUGAGCAUAUUUGAUAUGAUGAGGGACAAGGAUGUGUUUGGAGAUGAUGCAGAGGUCUAUGAGCCCUUGAGGUGGUUGGAGGCCGAGUCCGAGAAGUUGAAGGAGAUGGAGGCAACGCAGGGACUCGUCUUCGCGUCUGGAAGCAAGUGGGAGUGCCUGGGCAAGAGGUUGGCCAACAUUGAGAUGGGAAAGGUGCUGUUUGAGCUUUUUCUACGGUUCGAUUUCAAGAUGAUGAAUCCAGCUGAGCCUUUCAGAUGGACUCACAUGGGGUUCACGCUGCACGAGGACAUGAACGUCAUUAUCACCAAGAGAGAGUCCAACUUAGGAGUUCCUGUCGUUAAUAACCAUCUCGUACAUUAGGCUAUCCGUAGCGCAGCGAAGACAGCAGCCCCAACACAACUACCUUACCUAUUCAACCGUUGCCUCUUCUCUUGAUCCCGCACCGCCAGACAUUCUCGACCUGCCCUAGAGAUACGGAGGAUACCGCUCAGUGCAGGGCGGAAG
This is a messenger RNA of Parathielavia appendiculata, 1510 nucleotides long. Its product is annotated as cytochrome P450. NCBI's taxonomy places the organism in Eukaryota, Fungi, Ascomycota, Sordariomycetes, Sordariales, Chaetomiaceae. The record is from RefSeq and is a predicted model, not a curated record. Bases 167 to 1366 code for a protein of 399 amino acids. Gene Ontology annotation, molecular function: iron ion binding; heme binding; monooxygenase activity. The transcript has 2 exons.